AUGCGCAGAGGGAAGAGCGCCGGGGGGAAUUUGAUGCCCCCACAGGAGGUACUGCUAGUGUCUCAUCCCUUGAUAUUACUCUUCUGCACAGAAGGGAUGCGCCAAAAAAUACGAAAUCGGAGAAUGUGGUCGGGUCUUUUUUUUGGUUUGUACCUUUCGGUGUUUCCUUCUCACGCUUGUGUUCUACUUGGUGCCGGAUCAUGCAAAAGACAAUAUCAAAAUUGGAGAAGACAGCCAGUUCCGGGAAUUUCUAUGAAGCCCAGCAGAUGUACAAGUCCGUCGCCGCAAGGUAUCAAUCGUCGAGCAUGACAGCUUUACUUUCUUUCUUCCAAUUUUCCGCGUCCUGAACAAUAUUGCAACUCUCCACCUUAGAGGAAAGGCAGUUCAACGGAAUUUAUGGAUCAAUCUUCGCAUAAUUCACGAGCACGUCGCUCGGAUGUGGGCCUUUUGCUACUAUUGUUUCGGUAGUGGAGAGAAUAUUCUAACUGCGUUAUGCAAAGACGAACUGCGGCGCACCGCCCCAUUUAUACUUGUGCGAGUGUAUCUGCUCUUCUCGAAUGACCAUGAUUUCAUCGUUAGUGUUAGAGGAUUUAGGAACUAGCGCAUCAUUUUUAUCUUGGCUUCAAUUUUUGCUGGAUCUGAAAAUGGGACUUGUUGGUGUUCCAAGGAUCAAGGUGUGCAGUGUUCAGCCAGCUCAAAACACUCUAAGUGUUGUUUUCACUUGUGCCGUUCAUCAGUGUAUGUGGUCCAAAUGAUACAUUCUAUCUGCAACAUGUUCUGUUAACGAAUUCCUACGCUGCUUUUGUCGCUCAUCUUAGUUUUAUGACAUCUAAAACCAUUCAACUUGCAAUUUUUUUUUCGUUCCUUGAAAUUUUCAAUUUUUUCACUAGGAACUAUUUUCUAUUAGCAGUGAAAAAUAUCUAAGAGAGACUAUCCAGGUGAUUCAUAAAUUUUCUUCCAUGGAAUAUUAUUUAUUAUUUGUAAAAUGAGAGUUUUAGUGCAUAUCGAAAAGCCAGUUACAGGCAUGUAAUAAAGGAAAGAACGCUGGUCUUGUGUGCCAAUGAACUAAACUUUGCCUAUCUUGGUGAAACUGUUGACCAAUUCCACUAAGAUGAGGGGAUACAUAACCCUGGCCUACCGUACAUUUUAGAGCCUAGCCCGAGCCUGGCUGUCUGAUUGCUUGGACUUUCAGAUGAAGCUUAAUUUUGUGUAAAUGUUUUUUUUUUCUUAUCUUUUUUUUAUAUUCUUGGAUCUGGGUUUAGUGCUUACAUUCACAUGGAUUAGUUUGUCAAGUGCAUACUUUUUUCUUUUUUUUUUCUUCACAAUGUCAACGAAUGUGAGACUGAUUGCGGCCCACCUUUGUCUAGUUACUCACACGAUGGUUCAUGCAGAAUAAUUGCCGAUUUUUAUUGACUUUAGGUAUGGAGCUGCUCAAAGAUAUAGUGAAUCCUUGGAUAUCCUUCAGUCGGGUGCUUCUAUUCAGUUGAAGAAUGGACAGGUUAUCUUUAAUACGGUUUCUUUUCGGGUCAUACGAUAUUAUCUAUUUUUUUAGUAUUAUUUAAUACGGGCAUGGAAAAACUGCAAGGUUUCCAUUGAAGAUUGGGUGAUUGACACCGUUGCCGAAUGAACGAUACAGCCUGACACCUGUUCUAACCAGGGCCAGAGGUCUUCUGCUCGGGAUAUGGUUUGUGUGUCCUUCGUUUUUUUUUUAUCAGAGCGCCAGCCUAGUAACACGAUGAAGAAGCUAUAACAUUGGAGUAAAUUAUCGUGGAAUUUCUUUGACUUUCUCGGACUUGAUUCUACAAAAAAGGUAGAUUUCAAUGAAAAUUUCCCCAAUGAAAAUCUGAUAAAUCGCUAAAAGGCAAACAAUAAUAAUGAAACCUUCCUAAAUUAUCUCAAUGAGGACAUGCUGGAAGAGGAUAAUAUCAGUAAGGUUAGAAUGUACACUUGCAAUUGAGAAAAAGAAAUGUAAGCCUGCCCUUUCACUAGAAGUCCAUCCUCUUUGUCACUGGAGAUCAGUCCUGGAUAGCAAAUAUGUGCAAGUCGCAAGAUGAACACUAGUCAAGCCUUGGGAUAUUUGCCUAAUUCAACUGGGAGUCCAUUCCUUCCUUCUUCUGAGUUCAUCCUGGUCCUGAAUGGCAGCCCCGAUUAAAGUUCCAGAGGGCAAGUGGCUCUCCACUAGUGUGCGCAGAUGUUCAUUUCGUAUGAUUAUCAUCGAAAUGACUAGGGACAAUCUUUUGUCAGUGUUUUGCAGAUGAAUUGGUAUACAGGAAAAUGGUGCAUCUUGGGAAUUCCGGAAAAUUCUGUAGCUUGUUCAAACAUAAUGAUAGAUAUUUUGAGCUUAGAACGGUUGGGAGAAUCUUCCAAUUAAAUUUAUGUCGGGCAAUACUUUAAUUGGCCGUUAUUUACUCUCUUCUUUCAGUUUCCAUGUUCUUUCGUUUGCCCCACAUUUGCAGUCAUUUAAAUUGACAUAUUGAAAUCAUUACUCUCCUCUGUUGAUUGCAACAGAUCAUAUGUGGUGCUGAACUUGCGGUGCUGCUUGUGGAGACACUAGUGAAGGGAAAAUUUCCAGUCAAUGAAGAAACUCUUGGUGAGUCCCUGGCCAAUCAAAGACUUGGUUCUCAUUAUGCAUUUAUAUAAAGGCUGUCCCAUGAAUCGGAUCUUCUAGAAAAUUUUACAUUUUACUUGGUAGAAGUAAGCUUUAUUACUAAAGAAACCGACUAUCAGGAGAAUAGGAAGCUUGUAUGUUAAAUGACCGAAUGUAAAUUUUCAAACAUCCUGUGGCAUUUUCUUUUCAAUUACAAUAUAUCUCAAUUAAGCAGAAUUUCAACGGGCCCUUGAACUAUGCAUGCCUUGUGAGGAGGGAAGAGUUAAUUGAAUGCCUGAUAUUAAUUUUGUGUCUGAAACUAACGAAGAGUAGGGACUGAAUCACUUCCUUUUAUCUGAUCUUGGGCCACCUCACUUCAAUUUCCCUUUUAAAGUCACGUAACAAAAAUAUAGUGAUAUGAAUGUGAGAACAUGAAGAUAAAUGUUUUGCCAUCUGUCCAACACUUAUGAUGGUGGUAUCAGCGUAAAUUAUUACAACAAAGAGUCUUCUUUCUGGUAACUGGGCUCAUUAGACUUUUGAAGGACUACCCUCUCAUAAUAAGGGGUCUUCCUGGCCUAGUGGCAUCACCCUUUCGACGAUGAUAUCAUGCAGAAUUUGGAUAAGUUCGCUAGAAUUAGGAUUCAUCAUUGGAUCUAGCCGUCUCAAAUCAAUGGGAUAAAAUUUAUGAUUUUCGUACCCGUAUAGCUUUACUGGUGUCUUUUCUUUCUCCACUUUGAAAUUUUCUAUCCCAUGUAAGCUUUAUUGAAUUUUAUGGAGCCUGCCUACCUAUUACCCUGACUCAGAUUUAGCGCAUAGAUUGACCUUUGUGAUAAGGUCAACUUGGGAAUUUCAGGGGAGGCAAUAAAGCCCCACCCAGGGAUUAUGUGCUACGUUAUGGGACAUGCUAGAAUUUCUUUUGUUAUGCGCAUUUUUCACUCAAGUUUAUUUCGAUAUUCUGCCACAUUCAGGUGUCCCCUAAUUUUUGUGCUAUUUAAGGUUUUUUUUUUGGGGCAGUUAUUGGUGUGGUGUACCUUGGAAUUUUCUUGGGUUGGUAAUAGAAUCCUUUCGUAAUGUGCGUACAUAGCUCUCAUGUUAAGAUGAACCACUAUAAGAUCUGUGUGCACUGUUUUUCCACUGCUGGUUCAUUCCCAUUGCUCUCAACUUGUAGGAAUCUGGGUCUCUAAUUCUCAAAGGGCUAAGCUCAAUGUCACAUACGAUAUUCGGAUGAUUACUUCAGGUUUAAUAUGCAAAACCCCCCAUGGUGAUCAGGGAUAAUUGGAAUCCAUUCGUGUCUAUUGCUGUAGACCUAAGUAUAGUGUUGUAGUGUAAGAAAAAAAUACAUUGAUUCAUGCAUUAAUAGGUAUAUUGGUGUUUGGUUUACAUUCUACUACUCUUUAAUUAUAUAAAUUUCGUUUUAAUGGAGACAGUAAUUUCUAAUUGCUUUCAGGAAAUUGACACGACAAUUCAAUUCAAAUAUUGUAUCUUAUUAAGUCAGGAUAUCAAAAUGUAUGCGUUGCUAUUGCUCUACUUACAGUGGUCAGAAAGGAAAUAUUUUGAUUCGCAUUGAUUUUAGUUAGAUACAUUAUUUUCUGAGUUCAUUCACUUUUGAAAAUUUCUACAGCUAUUCCUAGCUGCUAUUGACAAUUAGUUUAUUAUAAUGACUAAAUAUGUAGAUCGUAUCAGGAAGAUCUACAAGGAUUUUCCUCAAAUAUCUGUGCCACAAGAUCUGGGAGAUGAUGAUGAUAUGGAAAGGCUCUCAGAAGCAUUGGUGUCUGCGAAAGCACGAGUUGAGAGCUGUUCUUCCUUCUUGAAGGCUGCACUCAAGUCAGUCUGUAUUGCCCUUCUCCGCUUUAUUUUGAAAGUACCAUUCAAGUUUCAAGUUUAUGCUACUCUUUGUCUUUAAGAGUAAAAUUCUGUGGUGCUUUGCUUCUUUGACAUCCUGAUUUGCCAAAUUCCUGAUUAGUUCAUGCAUCCAUUGUUUCAAAAUUUUACCCUGGUCUUCCUAAGCAUGAUCACUAAGACCAAGUAAUCAAGCUUCUUCCUGUGGAAAUGCUUUUAAUUGAAGUGGAAGAUAGUUGGAGUUGCGAUCAAUUACAAGAGAAAGUUUUCUGGAUGUUAGUGAUGAAUUCAGACCUUUGGAAGGAGAAAAAUGACAAUGCGUAGAAACAUCAGGUGUUGGUUUUUGUCCGGGACUAUAGGAAUCCUGCGUUUAAACGGGGUUGCUUCAUUUCCACAAGUAUCCACUGAUUUUCAAACCAAACUGCGCGUAAACCUUGAAGUUAGUUUCAUGUCUAAUUUGGCAUCUUAUCGACAGUAGUUAUUUUCUUAUAGAGGCAUUCAGGAUCAAUUUUCCUUGGGGACUUUUUUUUGCUUGGAUUAAGAUAUGUCUCUGUGGCUGGGGCUAAAUUUCAUUCAAUGAUUUGUGGGAGAGUGAGUCUCCAUCUGAAAUAUGUUGUUUGGAGCUGUGGCAACAUUUAGACAGAGAUUUCGUCGGUUGAUAUUACAGAAAAGUAUCCUACUUAGGAACCAUUUCCGCAACACACUAUUCGGGGCCCAUUAUACUUAAUGGGAGACAAUUCUGUAUGGGGAGCCCCAGUUAGGUUCCAUUUUAUUUUCAAACCCCUAUCACUGAUAUCAUAUUCGGACUGGAAUAAAAUUUGAACUAUGUUGAUAAGUUAGAAGUGCCACUAAGACGGAGAAUGCUUUAUCUUCGGUAAGCAGUCUUAACCAUAUGAUGUACUGAAAAAUCGUAUCUUUACCUCUAUAAGUUCCUGCUGUGCACUGUUGUAUCAUAAUCAUACCUCCCUAUUUCAUCUUAUCCUCUAGUUACAAAUACAAAUCAUAAGUUUAUCCAUAUGAUUUCUCAUUGUAUGCUCUAUUUCAUGAAUGAAAGAUUAAAUCUCUAGAUAUUUUUUAUGAUGGGGAUUCGUCCAAUGCUGUCCGUAGGUGUUGGAUAUCCUGUCAUCUCGGAAACUCAGGCCGCCUCCAGGAAAAUGGAAAAUGUUGCUUGUGGUUUUUAUCAUUCAUUUUUGUAUGUUAGGGACAUCAGCAAUGAAGUAGUGGAUAGAUUUCAAGAGAAAUGAAUUAUUAAACAAUUGAAAUGAACACAUUUUCCGAAUUUGUUAAUUUUUUUUAUCAGGCCAUAAUUGCCUUUUUCAGCUGUUGCAUGAAGCAGAAUAUUAUUUUUCGUAAUCUAAAUCAGUGGGCGAGAAUUGAGCCGUGAUGAAAUGUUAUUUUUAGCUGUUGCGUUAAAAUUUGUACAAAAACGUUUCUCGGGGAGUAACUGGCUUUUUCAGCUGUUGCGUGAACUGGAAUAUUAUUUUUCAUGAAAUAAAUCAGCAAGAGAGGAUUGAGCCGUGAUGAAAUGCUAUUUUCAGAAAACAAAUUUAGCCACGAUGUAAUUGUUUCCCAAAAAAGAUGUUAGCUCUUUAUUUAAAUGGAAGGAGUCUCACCUGCAUUUUUUAGUGCCUUCUAAUUAAAUAAAACUAAUAGAGAAACUUUUAACGCAAGAGAACUUAAUUUGAAAUUCGACAAAUCAUUAACAACAUCUUUCUGUGUGGACUAAAUGCCACCGGACGUCAUUAAAAAGAAUGUUGUACUGCCUUACCCAAAACUGUGGUUCAUCAUUUUAGAAUGAUUGGUUACUUUUGCAUAUUUUUUGUAAGAAAGAAUUUACUUUGGAAUUUGAAAUUUUAACAUUGAAAGCUUUUCAAUACUAAUUGUCAUUACACACACGCACACAUCUCUGACGAGGAAACUUUAGAAUUGGUGAAGAGAAAGUGGAUGAAAAAAUCAAGGGAAACUAAUGGGGAAAAGUUCAUGAGAAGAAGCAUCAUCCAUCUCCAAGAAGAGUGUUGAACUAUCUGAAAAGAAAACAACGUGCAAUUGAGAUCUCAUGACUCUGCGUCCUCACAGUAAUACAAACUUUUCAAUUUUCUUUGCUCGUGAUACCCGGAUGAGCCUUUUUUACAUAAUAUCUGUCACUCUUGAAAUGCAUAAGAUUGAUGACCUCAGCAUAAUUUUGUUCAACUCUCGUAACAAAAAAAAGUGCGGGACAACCUGGGAUAUCAGUUAUGAUAUAGGUUCAAAUAUAUUUUCCUGUAAUCUUCUCAUGUGCUGAACUUGAUUGGACAGCUUAAUGAAUGCUCUCCGCAUAUCUGUCGGAGACCUGCAUAUUCACUCUGUCCACGAUGUUUUCAGAAUGUACUGUGAUGCUAAUUUCAAACUUUUAACCUAGGUGGUCAGCAGAGAACGGGAUGCACAAGCGUGGCUCUCCUGAAUUGCAUUCUAUGUUGGCUGAAUAUAUUUUUUCACAGUCUCCUGAGUUGGUAUGUUGAAUUUGACCACUUUUUAUUAGUAAUGAAUUUUCUUGUGGUAAAUUGACACUCAAUUUUUGUUCAGUUCUUUUCUUUUAAUGGAGCGAUUCCCCUUGCCUGUCAAAAUGGGAUUUUUUUCUUUGAGCUAUUUAGGGAUUUUAUCACAUCCUUUGCAUGCAUUAUUAGAAUGGGUUGAUUAUUAUAUUUGAUUUUAGAUUUGUGACGGCGAUUAUGUCUUUGGGGUGGAAAUUCGGUGGUUUCUUUGUUGAAUACUCUGGCUUCGGCUGUUGUAAUACUUUUUCAUUCUUUAUACUUUCGAGGAUGACAUAAAAACCUUGUGUUCUUUCUCUUCCAGGACUGUUAUCUAAAAAUGAAUGCUCUGCCUAUCUGCAAACCUUUAUUCUUUUGCUUCCCUUUUUACCUAUUUUACCCUGUUUUGACAUAAUGAACUGCAAUGUGGACGCCUAUAUGCAGGAUAUGGCGAAGGUUUCACUUCAUUUUAUUCGAGGGAACAAUCCAGAGAAGUUUGCUUCUGCAUUAGUUAAUUUUAUGGGCAAGGUUUGACACGGUGUAUUUCAUUUGUCAGUUAUUUAUUCUAUGAGGUUUUUGAGGAAUAUGCGUUUCAAAACUUUGAAUUUAUUAGUCAAGGAUGUCUCCUAAUCCAAAUACAAGUUUCUUUUUUGCAACUUCUUAUUCAGGUCAGGGCGUAAUGUAGUGAUGCUGGUUCUUUUGUCUAAUGCUGUUAACCUUGUGGAAAAACUGAAACUUAAACCAUUUUCGUAGUUUCAUUUUAUGAAUCAUUCCUUUUAUUUGUAUGCCAUCUAACUUUCCAUGACCAAUGUAAAGGUAUACCAUUCCUUUUAUCUUGCGUUGGAUUUAUUGAUUUCUGUUUCCCAUGAUGUUAGACUGUAUUAUUACAUCUCUGUAAAAUAUGCAGACCUUUCCUGGGCAUGCUUUAUCUAAGCGUUCCAUAUAGUUUCUCCGAUUCUCUGAUGUUCAUUCUUAAGUUGCUCUGCUUCUGAGAUUGUUGUUUAUCAAAAUUAAUGCAUACACGAUGUUUAAAGAUUCUGACAGAGAUCUUAUGUCCAAUCAGUGCUAUCCUGGGGAAGAUGAUUUAGCUAUUGCAAGGGCGGUCCUGAUGUAAGAUUUCCUUGGCGUUAAACAGUUUUUCUUUUAUAUUCUCGAUUCCUUAUUUUGAUGGGUGAUAUAAAGGCAUGUUAAUGCAUUUCUGUGGCGCUUGCCCUCAUGGUACUCGAAUUAGACACCCACAUGAAAUUGGUGAAAUUCCUUUGAAGGCCAAGCUUUUUUGAACUUCAUAGUUCAUCUGGUGGCAGGUACCUUUCCCAAGGCAGUCUAAGGGAUGCUAACAAGCUUAUGGAUGAACUGAGAAAGCAAUUGCAAUACCGUCAACUUGACUUCCUACAUUCGGAUUUGAUGCAGUUCAUUGUGUAUCUUCUGCAGACGUAAGUUUCAUGGGUCAUAUCUUUAUGAAUGGAUGUGAAGCAUACUGUUUAUCAGUUAAUUCUUGAAGUGAUGCCAUAUCAUUAGAUUGAGGACGAGAACUAUUUUUUAUUUAUUGGUUUUGUCUCGAAUAAGGGUCAGUAAUGAGAUAUCUUUUUCUCUUUCUCUCUCUCUCUCUCUCUCUAUAUAUAUAUAUAUAUCUGUGUGUGUGUGUGUGUGUAUACAUUAAGUAUACAUCUAUACCGAUAAUCUUCAGUGUGCAUGCCAUUCGCAGGCUAAGACAAUAAUAGAGCUAAAUGCUGCCCGAUAUAAUGUGUGGAAUCCAAUGGCCCAAACGAGUGAACCCAAUCUGUACUAAAGAUUUUUUUCGGUCUGAAUUUUGUUAACCUCUCUAUUUUUUGUUCUGUUUUAUGGUAAAAUUGUGUUGGAUAUGCUUAUUGGCGUUCUUACAUCGGGAUUAUACAACUGUAGCCAUUAUGUGUCUUAUGAAUUCAACGCAAAUUAACUUCUAGUCGAAAAAAAGUUAUCUGCUUAGGUUAUAAGGUACCUUAUCUAGAGUAUCUCUUAAAAUAGUUUGACUGGUAAUCUGCCUAUGAUUCUGACUCUUGUGGGAAUUGAGUUUAUCUCCAUCCACACUAAUUGAGCUUCCAUAAGAGGCUUCAUUUAGUGCAACCAUUUUUUUCCCUUGCUCAAUCUCUUGCUGGCUUAUACACUGGAAUUUCUUUAUGUCCCUUCUUGAGUUCAGAGAACACAAGUUACCGUAGCAAUUUGAUGUGGACAUGGUGAGUUUGUACCUACAUGAGGCUGCGCUUACAAGCCAACUGUAACUGAAGGAUCAGUUGAGAUAGGAGUGCAAAUAGUGAUCAGGAUCAUAAUUUCUAAAUUGGCCAGGGAAGCUUCCUAAGGUAUGAUGAGAUCAUAGCGGAGAUAGGGGUGGAGAAGGCCGAGGAGAGUAUAGUUGCUGAAAACAUGGAUUCUCAUUGCACAUGUAGAUGCCCUAUUUUGAGGUAAGAAGUGGGAAUGCCCUUGAGGUGGAAAAGAGGAAGGUUAGCCCAGUCACUAGAGCCUUGGAAAACUCGUCUUAUGGAACAGUUGUCUUGCAUGGGGGAAGAAAUUGGAGUGUUCCUGCGUUGUAGGGGAUGAAGGCAGGCUGCCAUUUGUCAUUGUAGUUGAAUCCAGGUACAGGUGGAGAUUGAGAUUGUUGGAUAGAGUUGAGAAAAUGAGGGUUGUUACUCUUAGCUUGGUAUGAUAUCACCGUGAUACCUAACUGGUAGAACAGACAAGUUGGCGACUACCAAAACUUGUUUAGUUUGUAGAAAAGAGAGGCCUUUGACUGUUCCUGCUGCCAUGGUCGACGUUUUUUUAGGAAAUCAUUUUCAGCUGCUGUUGAUGGUGGUGGUGUCUCCCAUUCUACUGCCCAAUUGUGGCUUUCCUAGUCUUGAUACCUUAGAAUUCCUAGUCAGGGUGGACUCCUCUUCCCAUCGAUGACAGAUGUUCUAACAGAUAUGUUCUGAUUUAGCAAUUUCAGUGCAUUCAUUUCUGAAAAUGAUGCUGAAUGUUAAUAAAAUCAUUAGAUGAUAAUUAAAAAAGAACAUUUACAAUAUUCUGUGACUUCAGAUUUAAGGAAAAAUAUUUGAAGAUUUAAGAUUGAACUAAUUACAUGUAUUUUAUCACUUUGAAUUAUGGAACUUUUUACUGUAAUAGCAUUGCAGAGCUAUGGUAGCCUAAUACAUUGUUUGAAAAUUUUGUAGCAUCACCGACUCUUUAUUUUCUCGGUUCUUUCAAGUCUUAUCUAGAUACUUAUGUAACGUAGUUUUUUAUUAUUUAAAAUAGUUUUAUAAACAUAUUUAUACAAUUCUUGUACAAAGCAUAUUCGUAACAGAUUGUUUAUAUAGUUAGCAUGCAAUUGGGAAACUGUCCUUCAGUCAUAAGUCAAAUCUUUUGCAUUGUGAAAACUUUCUUGGGGUUUUCCCUUCAUUUUUUAGGUAAUUAUUUGGAAAAAUGUUCAGAAUUGAGAGUUAAAGCAUCUGAUUUAAGAAUUAAGGCAUCAGUGUUAUCAAACGUACUCAAAACAAAUAGUGAAUCGUUUUAGCGACCUUGGUAAAAGGACAUAAGAAAAUUUCGAAUGUGAAGAUUAGAAAUAAUUUCAUUUUGGACUGAUGCUUCAUCAUCUUUGAUAGGAAAUUCCAGAUGCACUUCCUAUUUUCUCAGCAUGUUACGUUUGAACUCCUUGAGUUUGUAAUAAGUGUUUGAUUGUUCAAAGAUGUAUGCAUUAGUAUGAAAUUUGUUGUGAAUGUCAACAUGAAAAUGACAACUCAUGAUGGUUUCUAGCAAACAACUAUACACAGGAGGCUUUAUUGAAAUAACUAUUUUAUGCAGGUUAGAAAGGGAUGCACUGCCGCUCUUUAGGAUUUUAAGAGAAAAAUACAAGUCAAGUAUCGAUCGAGAGUCCUCGUUUGAUGAGGUACUGUUUCCUUUCUACUCCCCUGUCAAGCACGCCAGGGAUAGAUUUUGAAACUCUAGUUGAUGAGUGCAUUCUUCUUUUCUAAUAAUUGCCCUGACUUGAAAACAGGUUCAAGGGUAAUAUUAUUGCUUUCUCAUGUUCUGUUUUUAUAAAAAAAAACAGAAUUUAUUAAAUAAGUGCCUGUACAGGGCACCGGUAAUCAUUACUAUCUAUAUGAACCCGUGAAAAAGCAUCCAUAAGGCUGUCAUGCUAUUCAAAGUUUAGAGGAGUCCUUUUGGGUUUUACCACAAAUAUUUUCAAAUUUGUGAUUGCUCGAUGACUCAUUUAAAUCUGUUCUACCCUAGCAAUGUCUAUGUGGAAAAUCCCCUUAUCUUCUCCAAGAAUCCUGUGCCAAUGGACCUUGGAGAAUUGUAACUUGCAUGUAUUAUAUCGCUGUCAGAUGUAGCUACGAAGUGCAUGGGUUUAUUGAGAUAGAAUAUGCUUUAAUUUACUAGGACGGUGGAACUGUUUGGAUAUCGCUCACAGAUGGAUGCUACAAUGGUGUAGAAACAUACGAUAUGCAGAAUGGCACAGCUGCCUGACGCUAUACGCACCAAGCCUUCUGUGUUUAGCUGUGAGUUGGCUCUAUUAUUUGGCUGACGAUCAGAUGUUCAUAUGAUGUGCUUCUGAUCUGGAAUCUAGGGUUAGCUCACUUUUCUGGGAUUCAACAUGAGUGAGUUAUGUCAUGACCCGGUGAGUCAAAAUCAGUUUCCCUGUACAACAAGAAGACGGAUGUGAUGAAGACAAAUGCAGUUAUCAAGUUUGUGACUGCAGACUAUCAAAAGUGUGGAAUUAUAUUUAGGUAACCCUCAAAAAUAAAAAAUUAUGUUUCCAAACAUAUCAGAGCUCCUGGCUUACCUAAAAUCGUUUUAGUUCACCAAGAAUCCAUUCCAUAUUUCGACAAAAGUUUUAAAUUAUCUUGUUUAAAUAUCUAUCGUUGACACUGGACUCAAGGAAAAAAUUCAGUCGUAUGCAAAGAAAAUGUUAUUAUUAGAAGUAAUGGCUUUAGUCACUGUUUCUUUUGCAGUUACUGGAUGAAAUUGGGGAACGCUUUUAUGGUGUUAGGCGCAUGGGAGGUCUUCAAGGGAUGUUUGGCGAUAUUUUUAAGGUGAAUAAAGCCCUUCCUAAUUAUUUAUUUCUGGCUUCGAUUGUUUAUUUCUUUGACAGUUUUGCUUUAUUGGGCAUAAGCAAUGCAUGGUUUCCACAUAGUUUUGCCGUAUAUUCGCUCUGUUCUAACAAGCAUUAUCCAUUAUUUUAAUCUAAACAUGUGUAAAAAACGGUGGUAACCAAUCAAAUCGCAACACGUGCCUAAGACAUGGGAUCUCAGUAUUUAUUAUUCAUUUGUUAGUCAUAUGAUUGAAGGGCACAUUACUAGAGUAAGUCAUAGUAAUAUUACCCCUUUGAGCAAUGUUAUCCUGGCCAGUUGCGCUGCGGUUUAGGUCCAUCCAAGCUAUAUUCUACUAGUGGGAGUUAUCGGAUUACAUGUCUGUCUGGAACAAUGGGGCCAUGAACAGAUACUUUCUUUAUCGUCUGGAAGCUUCAGCCUGUGAUCAUCCGAUAGCAAUCUAAAAAUUUGCAUCUUGCUAUUGUGAUUUUGUGGGCGGCUUAUCGAAUCCAAACUUUUCUGCUGUGCAGAUGAUGGGGGGUGAAGCCAUGAGAUGA
Molecule: messenger RNA, 12529 nt
Organism: Spirodela intermedia
Lineage: Eukaryota; Viridiplantae; Streptophyta; Magnoliopsida; Alismatales; Araceae
Source: the annotation of a GenBank genome assembly